Messenger RNA from Armigeres subalbatus, 1081 nucleotides. RefSeq lists its product as uncharacterized. The transcript has 3 exons. NCBI's taxonomy places the organism in Eukaryota, Metazoa, Arthropoda, Insecta, Diptera, Culicidae. Bases 233 to 826 code for a protein of 197 amino acids. The record is from RefSeq and is a predicted model, not a curated record.
CCAUUAGGUACGCAAGUGUGGGUACGAUCCACUGUUAAAUAUUUGUAUAAAACCAGACUUGCAAUGCUUACAAAUCAGACGUUUCAGUUCAGCAAUCGGCAGUAUUAUUCGGACCACAACAGCUAACAAUUCCAUCCUAAAGAAUUGUAACUAGUUGAGCCGAUCGUGGCCAUAGUGAGUUACUUUGUCUUUGAUUUUAUCUUCAAUUAUAGAAGUAACACAAGUUAUAAAUAUGCCACAAACCUUAGAGCAUAGCAAUUCAUUUAUGGCCCUCGGCGACCAGCGGGUCAUUCCCAGGGUUGAUGUCGUUUACUUGACAUACAAUACCAAAAAGUCGGAACCGACGAUUUCGCUAGAUAGCGUAUGUACUAUUAGUUUAUAUGAGCUGAAGAAGGAUCGACUGGCGAAGAAGAAUUAUCGGCUUUCGAUGAGUGUCGAGGCCUACAAGCAUUAUGUUUGGUAUAAUACGGUUCUCUCUAACCAGCUAAAAAAGGACGGUGGUCCAAUGUUGCUGCAGACCUUCCACUGGUACAUCGAAACGCCCCAUGCCGACGCGUUCCUAGUCGAUGGUGAACUCUACGAAGCCGUAUCACUAAUCAUGGAAACGGACGUGGAGCACUGGUACUGUGCGCGGCCAGGGUGGAGCAUUUCCGGAAGCCGAGUUCGGCUGCGGAACGGUAAGACGGAGCUCGACAACGCCGAAAAGGCCAAAGCUCGGAUAGCAAACUGCUUGGCCGCGGCAAGUCCUCCGCCGAAAAUGAGACAACAAAACCGUCGCGUUUGUCAGAAACGUUUGUCACUUUGCACGAUCAGUGAAGAAUUAUGACACACGGUGUGACUAAUUUUGUGUUUUUCUGUGUGAUAUUUUUUUUCUCUUUGUCCAUAUGUUCAUAUGGCUACAGUUUUAAGAACCUUUAAAAUACAGCGCGAUUAAGUUGAAAAUUUGUAGGACUAUGCUAACUGAUAGCAUUUACCAGUGUUUCCUGUCAAUUUUGCAUAGAACAAAUGAAAAAUAUGUAAAAAAUCAAGACAAAUGUAAAAAUGUGAGCUUUUUAUAUUAAAAUUGGUAAAUCUGAAAAAA